Molecule: messenger RNA, 2754 nt
Organism: Filobasidium floriforme
Lineage: Eukaryota; Fungi; Basidiomycota; Tremellomycetes; Filobasidiales; Filobasidiaceae
Product: aspartyl-tRNA synthetase
Exons: 9
Coding region: 1-2754 (917 amino acids)
Biological process (GO): aspartyl-tRNA aminoacylation
Cellular component (GO): cytoplasm; cytosol; aminoacyl-tRNA synthetase multienzyme complex
Molecular function (GO): RNA binding; aspartate-tRNA ligase activity; ATP binding
Source: RefSeq, a predicted model, not a curated record
AUGACCAAGGCCAAAUCGCUGAAAUCCUCCGCCCCGGGUGGAUCCCUCGCCAACCCGAACGCCAACCCCAACUCGAAGAACGGGAAAUCCAACAACGGCCUGUCGAGGAACGCUACCAAGGUCCGAAGACGUAAAGCUCGGAAAGAACAACGCAAGAAGGAGGUGGCCGAACGGAUGGAACGGGAGGGGUUGGGUGGGAAGAAGGGUAGGAUGGCGGCGAGGGCCGAGGCGGGGAGCAAGUAUAGAAACGAGACGUUUGGAUUUUACCCGUUGAUGAGGAGUGAUCCCAAGCAGACCGAAAAAUUCGAAUACAAGGACAUGGCCUCGUUGACGGAGGAUGAUAUCGGGACAGAAGUAACGUUGAGGGCAAGGAUCGAUCAUGUGCGACCGCAGAGUGAGUUUGGCGUUUUUUCCCCCUUGGCUGCCGAUUCGACGGAUUACGAUACCGAGUAUGAUCACGAUCACAAGGCGGGGGUGGUCACCGAGGAGUUUAUCCGCUGGAUCGAACACUUGCAGAAAGAGUCUUUGGUGCACAUCACCGGGACGCUUCAGAGGCCGAACAAUUCUACGGGAGAGAUCAAAGAGGCCUCGCCGCAUUUGAAGAAGAUGGAGUUGAAGGUCAGCAAGUGUUUCGUCGUUGGGAGGGUGUUCGAGCACGCGCCGUUCCAGUUCAACGAGAUCGAGGGGCACCACGUAGCCAACGAGGAGGAGAGGAAGACGGGUGCGCACUUGAAGAGGGACGAGGAAGAGUCGGGUCCGGGCAAGAUUAGCGUGAGGCAAGAGUUGACAAACAGGACGUUUGACUUGAGGGCCCCAACGAAUCAAGCCAUCUUCCGGAUCAGAGCGUCCGUUUGCAAGAUCUUUAGGGAUCAUCUGGAUGACCGCGGGUUCGUCGAGAUCCAGACGGCCAAGCUACAAGGUAGCGCUACCGAGGGUGGUGCGAGCGUCUUCAAGUUGGAUUACUUUGGACGACCCGCUUAUCUCGCUCAGAGUCCGCAAUUGGCCAAACAACAGGCUAUUAUUGCCGAUAUGGGCCGGGUUUACGAGAUUGGUUCUAUCUUCCGAGCCGAGAACUCGCAAGACAAGCGACACAUGACGGAAUUCGUCGGUCUCGAUUUGGAAAUGGCAAUCGACACCGACUACCACGAGUGCAUGCAUGUCAUCGACACUCUGCUUAAGGCCAUCUUCAAGGGCGUGCAGGAGCGAAACCGCAAGGAACUCGAGGUCGUCAAGCAGCGGUUCCCCCACACCGACCUUGUCAUCCCGGACGAGACCGUCAUCCUGCACUACAAGGACGGUGUUCAGUUGCUCCGAGACUCGGGUCACAAGCAUGAAGACGGUUCCGAACUUGCCGAUGACGAGGAUUUCGAUACGCCUACCGAGAAGCGACUGGGUGCGCUUGUCAAGGAAAAGUACAACACCGAUUACUACAUUCUAGACAAGUUCCCUACCGCCGUUAGGCCAUUCUACACCAUGCCCGACCCGACCGAUCCUCGAUACAGCAACUCGUUUGACAUUUUCGUCCGUGGCCAGGAGAUCUUGUCUGGGGGACAACGUAUCCACGACUCGACCAUGCUCGAGGGUAGGAUGAAGGAGAGCGGUAUGGAUCCCGAGGUCUUAGGCGAAUACACACACGCUUUCCGACUCGGUGCACCACCCCAUGCAGGAGGCGGCGUUGGUCUGGAUAGAUUGAUCAUGUUGAUGCUCCAGCUCGGCAACAUUCGAUUCGCAUCAAUGUACCCACGCGACCCCAAGUCGUUCCCCGAUAGUGGCAAGCCGCCACCCAUGCCUCGACCCAAGAUCGGUAGGCACGGAACAUUGCCAACCUUGGAGGACCUUAUCGCCGCCUAUGGAGACUCGACCAACACGUCUUGGGUCGACCCGAGAUACACGAUCUGGCGACACCUAGAGACCGGAGCUGCCCUCGGUUACGUUCAGGCCAAGCACAACUACGGCGUGAUCUGGGGACCUCCUCUAUGUGCGCCCGAAGAUACCGAGGACGUCAUUCAGGCCUGGCUGGAACAUUGCGAUGAGAUCAAGCUUAAACCCAUCUGGUGCUGUCUGGACGAGCACUCGGCCGAGAUCCUUGCCAAGCGAUACCGAUGGAAGGCGGUCAGCUGCAUCGCCGAAACCCGGGUAGAUCCCAAGCAUUAUAACGGCGCCCAAGACUCGAAUGUUAGCAAGAAGAUUCAGGGGGCCAAGAAGUCUGGGGUCAAGGUGACCGAAUUGGAGGAGGCGCCUGGCGAUGAUCUGAAGAACGAGCUUGAUCACCAAAUCGCUGAAUGGUCUUCUCACCGAGAAGGCACGCAGAUGCACAUCUCGGACGUCUCGGGUGACGCUCUCCUCCGGGACGCUGGGCACAAGCGAUUCUUUGUCGCCAAAGACGAGCACAACAAGCUCGUCGGAAUCGUCGUCCUCGCUCGACUAUCGCCCCAGCAUGGAGAACAAAUCAAAUGGUCCCUGCAGUUCCCGGAUGCGCCCAACGGGACUUCGGAGUACAUGCUCUCGGAAGCCAUGAAGUCGGCCUCGGAAUCGGGUGUGACCAGUCUGACUUUCGGAGCGUCUGCAGCCGAAAAGAUCGUCCCGAUGAAGGACCAGAAGAGCCUGAGCAUCAAGGUCCUCGCCAGGGCUUACGAGGGCAUCAAGUCUGCCGGAAACUUGGGCAACAAGACCAACUAUAGACAUAAGUGGGGCACGACGGAUGAGCCACUCUAUGUCGCUUACCCGAAGCACGGGCUCGGGACUCGAGGGUGA